Messenger RNA from Maniola jurtina (meadow brown), 1737 nucleotides. Its product is annotated as erlin-2-like. Gene Ontology annotation, cellular component: endoplasmic reticulum membrane; endoplasmic reticulum. The record is from RefSeq and is a predicted model, not a curated record. The coding region runs from base 283 to 1263 and encodes 326 amino acids. Gene Ontology annotation, molecular function: ubiquitin protein ligase binding; cholesterol binding. Lineage: Eukaryota; Metazoa; Arthropoda; Insecta; Lepidoptera; Nymphalidae. The transcript is spliced from 7 exons. Gene Ontology annotation, biological process: SREBP signaling pathway.
ACAGAAGACGAUAAAGAAACAAAAUGUCAAUAGUCAAAACAGGGAUGAAAAAUAGAUAAUUUUCUUGUUUGUAAUUUGUAUAAAUUCUUAAUUGACGCAAGCGGCUUAUAGAAUAUAAUUACUGAGUAAUUAAUAAAGUCUCAUUGUACAUGACUUAAUCAUAAGUAUAAUCAGUAGAAGUUUUAGUGAUACCUACAAAGAUUUAAUGUAAAAUUCAGGUGCGGAUUAAUUUUCAUCAUACCGCUAAUAUUGAGCGUUCAUUUAGAUUUUUGGAGCCCAGCCAUGGCUGAUCAGACCUCAACGUUAGCGGUUGUUAUUUUGGCUGUAGGUGUUUCAGUGCAUUUUUCCUUACACAAAGUUGAAGAGGGUUAUGUUGGCGUUUAUUACCGCGGUGGAGCGUUACUCCCAGUUACAAGUCAACCUGGCUUUCACAUGAUGGUCCCAUUGCUCACCACUUAUAAGGCUAUUCAGACUACUCUACAAACUGAUGAAGUUAAAAAUGUCCCUUGUGGUACAAGUGGUGGUGUUAUGAUAUAUUUUGAAAGAAUUGAAGUUGUCAAUAAAUUGGACCCCAAUAGUGUUCUUGAUGUGGUACGCAACUUCACAGCCGACUAUGACAAGACCCUGAUAUUCAACAAGGUGCAUCAUGAGUUGAAUCAGUUUUGCAGUGCCCACACUCUGCAUGAAGUAUACAUUGCAUUGUUCGACCAGAUUGAUGAGAACCUUAGCACAGCUCUACAAAAUGACUUAAAUGAAUUGGCACCAGGCCUAAAAGUGAAGGGUGUUCGAGUGACCAAACCAAAGAUUCCAGAAAUCAUACGAAAGAACUAUGAGCUUAUGGAGGCUGAGAAAUCUAAGUUUCUAAUUGCAGAGCAACAUCAAAAGGUUGUUGAAAAGGAAGCUGAGACUGCUCGUCGGAAAGCUGUGAUAGAGGCAGAGAAAGAGGCUCAUGUUGCCAAGAUCCACUUUGAACAGAAGAUCAUGGAAAAGGAAUCUAUGCAGAAAAUGGAGCUCAUCCAAGACAGUAUACAUAAAGCUAAACACCAAACAAAGUCUGAAGCAGAGUUUUACCAUUUAAAGAAACAAGCUGAAGCCAACAAACUGCUUCUAACUAGAGAAUAUUUAGAACUUAAAAAGUAUGAAGCACUUGCAUUAAACAACAAAAUCUAUUUUGGCAAUGAUAUCCCUAAUAUGUUCUUACAAGCAAAUGUUGGUGAAACUGUUUCAAAACCGAUAGACGUACCGCCAAUUCAAGUUGAAUAGAACAUUAAAUGCCCUGAGAGGACAGAAACUAGUCAUUGAAGUGUUGUUAAGAAAUUAAUGCUCCAAAAAUAAAUGUUAUAAUUCGUGUGUAUUUUGUGAAUAUUUACGGGUUUAGAUGUUUUAUUUUUGUUGUCAAAAAUGUUUUGUUUUAAUUGUAAUUUUUUUUUUUAAAUAAUUUAAACAUUUUUAAUUGUACCUAAUAAAAAUACACUCAUAAAGAUAAAAUAGCAAAUUAUUCUAUCUAGAUUUUUGUGAAAUAUACUCAUACAUAGCUAAUAAAGAAAAAUCAAAACAUCUGCAUAAGUCCUAUCAUUAUCACCUUAAGUAAUAGAUUAUAUACUUAUAAAAUGUUCAUCAUGAUAAACAACACAGAUUGAAGUGUACUUUUUGUAUGUUAUAAAUUUAUAAUAAAACUCACUAAAUAUAAAGAAAAACUGAUUUUAUUUGAAAAUAAAAUAAAUAAAUUUAAAAUGG